Molecule: messenger RNA, 378 nt
Organism: Candidula unifasciata
Lineage: Eukaryota; Metazoa; Mollusca; Gastropoda; Stylommatophora; Geomitridae
Source: the annotation of a GenBank genome assembly
AUGUCCCUCUACGGAGAGAAACCCAUGGACACCGACAACAGAGAUGCCAUCGCUAGGGGUCUGGUGGAUAUUUUAAAACCUGCUGUUGAAGAGAUCGACAACAGGGUGCAGGAUGUCAGGCACAGCCAGGUGGAGCUGCGACAACAGAUUGACAGCUUUUGUGAAGACCUCAAGAAAAUCGCAGAGACUGAUCCUGUGCCCUUGGAGCUGGAGCCGUACAUGAAAAAGUUGAACAACUCCCGAAGACGCGUUAUGUUGGUCAGCAGUAUCUUACAGAACGUACAGGAUCGACUAAACAAACUUCACCAGAAUAUUUCCAAGGAAACUGCCAGAAGAAAAUCCAUGCUUGAUCCGUCCUCCCCGACACACCAGAAAUGA